ACUAGUGCAACCAAAGUAUAAUUCACUUGAGAAAAAAAAAUGACCUGAUUUGAUUGAUCCUUAUUUGCUGCGUAAUUAGAAAAUAUCGCACCUAAUUUAUUGGAAAAUCGAUCGAAAGGCGAACAUGUAUUACAAAGUAAAAAAAUACUUUGUUACGCGAGACUUUCGUUAAUUUUAUACAAACAAGAAGCACUCACUAUGCGCUUCAACUUGUAUUGUUUGUGAUAAGAUUUGUAUGAUAAGAUUGCUUAUGUAUUUAACCCAUAUUCGACCAAACAGAAACAUAUGAAACUUAUGCUAAGUAUUAACAAUUCUCUAUUUUCUCUUUUUCAUCACAUAGAAAAAUCUUAUGACUAGUAGCAUCUAGUGUUAGCAACUAAACAUUAUGUUUUUAUCGUUAAGUUGUGAGUCAUAUACACUCACUCAGAACGAUUCCUUAACAAUAGAGACUCUGAAUGGAGAAAUAAUUUCAUGCCCGCUUUAAAAAUGUAUUACACAAAAUUACAAUAAUCUUUGCAUUCAACGUGUACCAUUCCCAUUAUUGCGUGAAACUACUGCAACUGAUUCAAAAUCCAUAUGAUACCAUUUGUCUGACUCCGCCGAAAGUGAAACAUUUCUAUAUGUAAACAUGAAGAUAAAGAGAUCAUUUCUCGACUCAUUGAACUUUGUGCAAUUUGUAAUAAAUAAAUACGCAAUUUAGCAGUUUGGAUUUAUCCAAACGCAAACUGAAUGUUAUCAGUGGGCAGUAUGUCUAUCGGGGCAGUUUUUAAAUACUCUUGUUUGUAUUGGUCAAGGAGCUCAUAUAAAAGUGCACGAUACCAAUUGUUCAACUCAUUUUUAGUCUAACAUUCACAUUGGAUAGUUCAGCACAAUGAACAAGAUUUUGAUAGCAAUUUCAAUCGCCGUGUUAUUCACAUUGGCAUUGUCUUUACCAUUGGACAGCAUUUCUGGUCGCGAAAAAUCUGAAGAAACCGCUGAAUACGGAAAUCAUUAUGAGGGUGAUAUGCUACUGAAUAAAGACCAAUUGGACGCUCUUUCUUCGCCUGAACGAAACGGAUUAAUUAACGAGAAAUAUCGCUGGCCGAAUAAAACCGUUCCAUAUCAAUUGAGCGCCAAUCACACAAAAGAGCAACAAGAUUACAUUGAAGUGGGACUGAAAACAUUGGAAUCCGUUUCAUGCUUGAAAUUCGUUAGACGAACCAAUGAAACGCAAUUUGUUAAUUUAACCGGUGAAGCAGAUGGAUGCUAUUCUUCGAUCGGAUUCCAGAACAAGUCACAAAAUUUGAACUUACAGAAAUACGAACCGGGCUCUGGUUGCUUCCGCCUGGGAACAAUCAUGCACGAAUUCUUGCAUGCUCUUGGUUUUUAUCAUAUGCAGAGCGCGUAUGACAGAGAUGAUUACGUGGAAAUUAAAUGGGAUAAUAUCACACCUGGCAUGGAGCAUAACUUCAACAAAUACAACAGCAGUGUGGUGACACACUUCAACACAACCUAUGACUAUGAAAGCGUGAUGCAUUACGGUGCCUUUGGAUUUUCCAAAAAUGGAAAUGCAACAAUUGUUCCUACUGAUGGCGAUCUAGGUAAAAUUGGACAACGCGAAGGGUUGAGCAAGAAAGAUAUAUGGAAGCUUAAUUUGAUGUACGAAUGUGAAAACACCGUUGAACCGGAACCCGAACCCGAACCUGAGUACUAAUUCAUUCGUGUCGUAAUACAAGAAUUUGGAAUGAUUUGAAAUGAAGAAUAAAAUACAAUAAAAUCUUUUAAUCCAAAAA
This is a messenger RNA of Sitodiplosis mosellana (orange wheat blossom midge), 1772 nucleotides long. Its product is annotated as seminal metalloprotease 1-like. Lineage: Eukaryota; Metazoa; Arthropoda; Insecta; Diptera; Cecidomyiidae. The transcript has 5 exons. The coding region runs from base 872 to 1693 and encodes 273 amino acids. The record is from RefSeq and is a predicted model, not a curated record. Gene Ontology annotation, biological process: proteolysis. Gene Ontology annotation, molecular function: zinc ion binding; metalloendopeptidase activity.